Molecule: messenger RNA, 1494 nt
Organism: Pimephales promelas (fathead minnow)
Lineage: Eukaryota; Metazoa; Chordata; Actinopteri; Cypriniformes; Leuciscidae
Product: cysteine and histidine-rich domain-containing protein 1
Source: RefSeq, a predicted model, not a curated record
UUCAGACUGACCCCAGCAGCUGUAAGGAGAGAGAGAACACAUGGCACUGGCUAUUUUAAGAGUUCAUUCAACCAACUCAUUCAAACAUAUCUUUCCCUGGACGUGGUCGUUCCUUCUGGAUCUCUCCUCAGCUGAAAGUUCUGGACAAGCUUGUCAGGGGCCGGGCAAGUUUAUAAGUAGCCGAGACGAGUCAACCAGAAUAUCAAACAAGCCAACAUGGCUCUACUGUGUUACAACAGAGGCUGCGGGGAUCGAUUUGAUGCUGACAAAAACUCAGAUGAUGCCUGUCAGUUUCACCCCGGAGUGCCAAUCUUCCACGAUGCCUUAAAGGGCUGGUCCUGCUGUAGAAAGAAGACGACAGAUUUCUCCGAGUUCCUGUCAAUCAAGGGUUGCACCCGCGGGCGUCACAGUAACGAGAAGCCUCUGGAGCCUCUGCGGCCGGAGGUGACGUCUGAGAAGGGAGACGUGAAGCAGCGCAGUGGAGAAGAGAUUAUCUACCAGGGACCCAAAUCUGCUGAAGCCCUGGAAAAAGAGAGACCCAGUUCAGAAGAGCCCAAGGUAAAGCUGCAGGUGAAGGUCUCUCCCUCUCUGGCUCAGAUCCUGGAGAAAAUGGAGAUCACUGAAAGGGAGAAGAGAGAGAAGCUAGAGUGCCAAAUCGUCAUGGUUGGUGUUAGGUGCAAAAACGCAGGAUGCAAAACAACUUACCAGGGUCCAGAGACUGACACAGAGAUCUGCUCACAUCAUCCCGGGGCCCCUGUCUUCCACGAAGGAUACAAAUACUGGAACUGCUGCUGCAUAAAAACCACGGACUUCAACGCCUUCCUGGAUCAGAAGGGCUGCACAGCAGGAAAACACUGCUGGAUCCCCAAAAAUGACAAAAAGAAAGUGGCUUGCCGGCACGAUUGGCACCAAACAGGAAACCAGGUCGUGGUCACAAUCUACGCCAAGAACUCCAGUCCAGAGCAUUCCUAUGUGGAGGCAAACCGCACAGUGUUAACAUGCCACAUUCAGUUUGAGGGCGACAAAGUGUUUCACAAGGACAUCCACUUAUGGGGGGUGAUCGACGAGAAGAGCAGUUCUGUGAACAUGGUGCCCUCUAAAGUGGAGGUGACCAUGCAGAAGGCUCAUGCUGUAGCCUGGGGGAAACUUGAGAACCCCAAACACAAACCAGAGCCAGAGGUCACCGAUGAAAUGAACAACACAGAACAGGAAAACGUCAAACCCGACUGGUACAUCUCAGAUGAUGACAUCAGUGAGUCUGACUGGGAAGAUGAUGAUGAUGAGGACAAGAAAGAGAGUGAGGAGAAAAACGAACAACAGGAAGAUGGACCCCCUGAGCUAGAAGAACCUGCUGAUGUCCCUCCAGUAAAAUGAACAUUUAUUCUGCGGUGCAAUGGUAAUGUAUUUCUGAAGUUAUGCAUUUGUUUACACAACACUUGAUAGAUUUAUACAAAUGUGGGGCUGCCUCUUUCAUGCAUAUAUAUAUAUAUAUAU